This is a messenger RNA of Vigna radiata var. radiata (mung bean), 1143 nucleotides long. RefSeq lists its product as uncharacterized. Bases 1 to 1143 code for a protein of 380 amino acids. The record is from RefSeq and is a predicted model, not a curated record. Lineage: Eukaryota; Viridiplantae; Streptophyta; Magnoliopsida; Fabales; Fabaceae. The transcript is spliced from 3 exons.
AUGCCGCCUCAGCUUGCAAAUCUCCAUCCAGUAUUCCACAUAUCUCAACUCAGGAAGUAUGUGCCAGACCCUUCUCAUGUGCUAGAGGUUGAAGAUGUUCAGGCCCGAGAAGACCUAUCCGUGGAAGUGCAACCAGUUAGAGUUGAGGAAAGCCAAACUAAACAGCCUAGGGGGAAGACUAUUAGACUCGUCAAGGUCGUCUGGGAUGAGGUUCUUGCUGAACUUCCAAUGGGAAUAAAGAAUAUUUCGCAGACUCAACAGCUUUGCAACUUAUGUGGUGGUGACCAUAUUAAUCGUCAAUGUGCUUAUCCUAAAGAAAUGCAGCAGGAUGUCAACUACAUGGGGAACCAAUUCCAAUACAAGCAAGGUGGUUUUAACCAAGGCACUCCUAGCCAAGGUUGGAAAAACCACCCCAGUAUUGGGCAAAAUCAGAAUAAUACUUCUGGACAAGUAGGAGGCUUCCGGCAGCAACAACCAUCACCCUUAUGGCAGCAGGUGAGCAGUUUGAUAGAGACGGUCAGAGACCUAAGUGGAAGAUUUGAUAAAUUUUUAAAGGUUUAUGAGUCUCAGCUAAAUAGCAAUCAAGCUAGCUUCAGAGCAUUGGAGACACAGAUUGGGCAACUGUCAAAGAGGGUGGAAACCACUGAGAAAAGUCAGUUUAGGGGUAACACUGAUGUUAACCCCAAAGAUGAGUGCAAAGUUGUGAUGACAAAUAGGAAAAGGAAGACAGUAGAGGAAAUAAUUGAGAUUAAGAGCAGCGAGGAUGAAGAUGAGAAGAGAAUGCAAAAGUAUGACAAGAGGAUCAAGUACUAUCUUGGAGAGGUAAUUGAUCUUGAUGGUGGAGAAGAUCAAGACCGGUUGGUUAAGCCCAGAAAGAAGGACCAUCCGCUGAAAUUAAAGGAUUCAGGGACGAUGACUCUCCCUAGUGUGAUCAAUGAUGUGGACAUAGGGAGAGCCAUAAUCGAUUCAGGAUCAAGUGUUAAUUUGAUGCCCUUUAGUGUUUUCAAGAAGAUUGGAGGGCUAAAAUUAAAACCAGAACACACUACCUUGACGGUUGCAGAUGGGUCUACUAAAAAGCUAGUUGGUACGGUGGAAGAUGCAAUUGUCCGAAUUGAUGAGUUGGAAAUUCUCUUGACUUUUUAG